Choloepus didactylus (southern two-toed sloth) is the source of this 999-nucleotide messenger RNA. RefSeq names its product melanocortin 5 receptor (gene MC5R). Gene Ontology annotation, biological process: G protein-coupled receptor signaling pathway. The transcript has a single exon. The record is from RefSeq and is a predicted model, not a curated record. Gene Ontology annotation, molecular function: melanocortin receptor activity. Gene Ontology annotation, cellular component: membrane. Bases 22 to 999 code for a protein of 325 amino acids. NCBI's taxonomy places the organism in Eukaryota, Metazoa, Chordata, Mammalia, Pilosa, Megalonychidae.
AGGAGGCCUUUUCUCCCAGCAAUGAAUUCCUCAUGUAACCUGCACUUCUUGGAUCUCAACCUGAAUGCCACAGAGGGCAACAUUUCUGAUCCAGAUGGCAAGAACAAGUCUUCUCCGUGUGAAACCAUGGGCAUGUCCGUGGAGGUCUUUCUCACUCUGGGUCUUGUCAGCCUCCUGGAGAACAUCUUGGUCAUUGGCGCCAUCGUGAAGAACAAGAACCUGCACUCCCCCAUGUAUUUUUUUGUGUGCAGUUUGGCCGUUGCCGACAUGCUCGUGGGCAUGUCCAACGCCUGGGAGACUAUCACCAUAUACUUGAUAAACAACAAGCACCUGGUGAUGGCAGAGGCCUCUGUGCGCCACCUUGACAACGUGUUCGACUCCAUGAUCUGCAUCUCUGUGGUGGCCUCCAUGUGCAGUUUGCUGGCCAUCGCGGUGGACAGAUAUGUCACCAUCUUCUACGCCCUGCGCUACCCCCACAUCAUGACGGCGAAGCGUUCCGGGAUGAUCAUUGGGUGCAUCUGGACUUUCUGCACAGGCUGUGGCAUCGUCUUCAUCAUUUACUACCAAUCCACUUACGUCGUCGUCUGCCUCAUCUCCAUGUUUUUCACCAUGCUGUUUCUCCUGGCGUCCCUGUACAUACACAUGUUCCUCCUGGCACGGACCCAUGUCAGGCAGAUAGCGGCUCUGCCAGGUUACAGCUCCAGGUGGCAAAGGACCAGCCUGAAAGGCGCCGUCACCCUCACCAUGCUGCUUGGUGUUUUCAUCGUGUGCUGGGCUCCAUUCUUCCUCCAUCUCAUUUUAAUGAUUUCUUGUCCUCAGAACCUCUAUUGUUCUUGCUUCAUGUCUUACUUCAACAUGUACCUCAUACUCAUCAUGUGUAAUUCCGUCAUCGAUCCUCUGAUCUAUGCCUUCCGCAGCUGCGAGAUACGGAAGUCCUUUAAAGAGAUUAUUUGUUGCCAUGGCUUCAGAAUCACCUGCAGGUUCUCUCGCAGAUAUUAA